AUGGCUUUCCGGUGUCAGAAAGAUAGUUACGCCCGGGAGUUCACCACCACCGUGGUCUCCUGCAGCCCUGCAGAGUUGCAGAUCGAAGGACAUAACGGCAAGAAGGAAGUGGUGAGCGGUUUUCAAGUGGUGCUGGAAGACACGCUGCUUUUCCCCGAGGGCGGGGGACAGCCUGACGACCGAGGUACAAUCAAUGACAUCACUGUGCUCAGAGUCACCCGCCGAGGGUCCCAGGCUGAUCAUUUCACACAGACCCCCUUGGUGCCUGGGAGCCAGGUCCAGGUCCAGGUGGACUGGGAGCGGAGGUUUGACCACAUGCAGCAGCAUUCAGGGCAGCAUCUCAUCACAGCAGUUGCUGACCAUCUGUUUGGGUGGAAGACAACAUCAUGGGAGUUAGGACGACUGCGGAGUGUGAUUGAGUUGGACAGCCCCUCCGUGACUGCAGACCAAGUAGCUGCCAUUGAGCAGAGCGUCAAUGAAAAAAUCAGAGAUCGGUUGCCCGUGAAUGUGCGAGAACUGAGCCUAGAUGAUCCUGAAGUGGAGCAGGUACGGGGCCGGAGUCUGCCAGAUGAUCAUGCUGGACCCAUUAGAGUGGUUACUAUCAAGGGCGUUGAUUCCAACAUGUGCUGUGGGACCCACGUGAGCAAUCUCAGUGACCUUCAGGUGAUUAAGAUUCUGGGUGUUGAGAAGGGGAAAAAAAACAAAACCAACCUGAUAUUUCUGGCUGGGAACCGAGUGCUGAAGUGGAUGGAGAGAAGUCAUGGGACUGAGAAAGCCCUGACCACUCUGCUUAAGUGUGGAGCAGAAGAUCAUGUGGAAGCUGUGAAGAAGCUACAAAAUGUGGCCAAGCUCCUGCAGAAGAACAACCUGAAUCUGCUCAGAGACUUGGCUGUGCACACUGCCCAUAGCCUCAGGAACAGCCCAGACUGGGGAGGUGUGGUCGUAUUACACAGGAAGGAGGGCGAUUCUGAGUUCAUGAAUAUCAUUGCCAAUGAGAUUGGGUCACAGAAAACCCUCCUAUUCUUAACUGUGGGUGAUGAGAAAGGUGCUGGGCUCUUCUUGCUGGCAGGACCAGCCGAGGCCGUGGAGAACCUGGGGCCCAGGGUGGCUGAGGUUCUGGAAGGCAAAGGAGCGGGGAAGAAGGGCCGCUUUCAGGGCAAGGCCACCAAGAUGAGCCAGCGGGCAGAGGUACAGGCACUUCUCCAGGACUAUGUCAGCACACACAGUGCUGAGGAGUGA
Orycteropus afer afer is the source of this 1239-nucleotide messenger RNA. Lineage: Eukaryota; Metazoa; Chordata; Mammalia; Tubulidentata; Orycteropodidae. The record is from RefSeq and is a predicted model, not a curated record.